Molecule: messenger RNA, 2574 nt
Organism: Octopus bimaculoides (California two-spot octopus)
Lineage: Eukaryota; Metazoa; Mollusca; Cephalopoda; Octopoda; Octopodidae
Biological process (GO): regulation of transcription by RNA polymerase II
Molecular function (GO): DNA-binding transcription factor activity, RNA polymerase II-specific; RNA polymerase II cis-regulatory region sequence-specific DNA binding
Source: RefSeq, a predicted model, not a curated record
ACCUAGGCGUCGACGAGGAAUACCUGACCCGCCUGUUCAAGACGACUUUCGGGCCGGGGCCUAUAGACAACUUCCAGAGAUCCCUGGCCUGGCAGUGCUACCGAGAAGCGCUACCCGUUUGGGAUAAGCUGUACUGAAAUAGCAGAUGUAAGUCUGGGUACUUUUUUUUUUUUAUCUGGUCUUUAAAACUGUCAGAUAAGCUAUGGAGGAACAAGCCACUUACCCAGAAAGCAUAAAUACAUAGAAAUACCUUUAAUUGCAAUAGAAUGCUAGCUAAAGGGAGAUAACAAGCCUUAGUAUCAGAUAUGAAAAAUGCGCAUGCGCAAUACACGUACCUCUGUCUCUUGACAUCGGAUUAAAAAUGUCCGUUGUAUGAAUUUCUCUUCAUCGUCUUUUUAUACGUUUCUCAACCAACACUCAAGCUCUUUAUAGUAACGCUGUCCAUAUCACGCAUUCACAAUAUCAAAUGACAUUGGGAUAAGUGAAGAUACAUUCUUAAUAUUUGUCAUCUUAUAAAGACUAAAAGAAAAUUUUAUACAGAGCAAAUAUAUAAAACUAUUUCUUUAAAUCUAUGGUAGAUACUAUAGGAAAUAUUUGCUCUGAUCUGAGAUUAUUAGCAAAAAUUCUGAACAUCACUGACUGGACUGUCUACAAAGAGUUUGUGUACUGAGUAAAAUUUGGAUACAUUUACAUAUAAGUGUUGUUAGAGAAAAGUAACAGUGGACAGAAAUGAAGCACUGGAAGUUAUUAUAAGAAUAAACUAUAUGAACAAAAACAAAAAAUAUAUAUAUACAUUGUGAUUUGAGAAGAAACAUCAUGGAAAAGAGUGAGAAAAUUAUAGAAUUGAUUUCCCAUCCCCAUGGAAACAUGACAGAGAGACAAAAUUUGUCAUAUAAUUGUGAUGUCUGUAAAAAGUCCUUCUCUCAAAAAAGUAACCUAACUGAACACAAAUUUAUUCAUACAAGAGAAAAGCUAUAUCACUGUGAUAUCUGUGGUAAGUCUUUCACUCGCAGUAUUGACAUAACCAGACAUAAACGUAUUCAUACAGGAGAGAUGCCAUAUUGUUGUGACAUCUGUAAUAAGUCCUUUUCUCAAAAAAGUAACCUGAAUACUCACAUACGUAGUCAUACAGGGGAGAAGCCAUACAUCUGUGAUAUCUGUGGUCAGUCAUUCUCUCAAAGUUGUAAAUUAACUUCACACAGACUUACUCAUACAGGAGAGAAGCCACAUCACUGUGAUAUCUGUGAUAAAUCAUUCUCUCAAAGUAGUAGCUUAACUAGACACAAAUAUAUUCAUAUGGGAAAGACACCCCAUCACUGUGAUAUCUGUAAUAAAUCAUUCUCUCAAAGUAGUCACUUAACUAAACACAAAUGUGUUCAUUCAGGAGAGAAGCCAUUUUAUUGUGAUGUUUGUGGUAAAUCAUACACUGUAAGCAGUACUUUAGCUGCACACAAACGUAUUCAUACAGGGGAGAAGCCAUAUCACUGUGAUAUCUGUAGCAGGUCAUUCACUGAAAGUAGUUCUUUAACAGCACACAAACGUCUGCAUUCUGGAGAGAAACCGUAUCACUGUGAUAUCUGUGGUAAAUCGUUCACUGUAAGUAGUAGAUUAACUGAACACAAGCGUACUCAUACAGGAGUGAAACCAUAUCAUUGUGAUAUCUGUGGUAAAUCAUUCUCUAAGAGUAGUAACUUAACUCCGCACAAACGUAUUCAUACAGGAGAGAAGCCAUAUCAUUGUGAUACUUGUGGUAGAUUAUUCAGUGAAAGUAGUGCUUUAACAACACACAAACGUCUUCAUUCAGGAGAGAAACCAUAUCAUUGUGAUAUCUGUGGUAAAUCAUUCUCUGACAGUAGCAACUUAACUACACACAAACUUAUUCACACUGCAGAGAUGCCGUAUCACUGUGAUAUCUGUGGUAAAUCAUUCCCGAAAAGAUAUUACUUAACUACACACAAACGUAUUCAUACAGGUGAGAGGCCAUAUCACUGUGAUAUCUGUGGUAAAUCAUUCCAUAAAAGGCAUCAGUUAACUAAACACAAACGUAUUCAUACAGGAGAGAAGCUAUAUCAUUGUGGUACUUGUGGUAAGUCAUUCAUGGAAAAUAGUGCUUUAACUACACACAAACGUCUUCAUUCAGGAGAGAGGCCAUAUUAUUGUGAUAUCUGUGGUAAAUCAUUCUCUCAAAAUGGUAACUUAACUAUACACAAACGUAUUCAUACAGGAGAGACACCAUAUCAUUGUGAUAUUUGUGGUAAAUCAUUCACUGUAAGUUGUUCUUUAACUAGACACAAACGUAUUCACAUGAGGGAGACCAUUUCACUGUGAUGUUGGUACUAAAUCAUUCUUGAUGGUAGUACUUUGACUUUGCACAAACAUAUGCAAAAGAGAAGUCCUUGCACUGGUAAAUCAUCACAGAAAGUAGUAAAUUAGCUGCACCCAGACAUAUUUAUACAGGAGAGAUAGGAAAGGGGGAGUUUGUUUUAGUGUAAGCAUUUGUUUUCUUUUCAAUAUUCCCAUGUUUCAUGUGAUGGAUGUUACAACUUUGAAAAUAAAAUAUUUCCAAAAGUUUCA